AUGGCCUCGCCGCAGGGGGACGCCUCCCCGCUCUUUGCCGGGGAUGCCGAGGCCGCGCGCUCCGCCGAGGUGGAGGUCCGUGACCUUUACUACACAAUCCGGGGCAAGAAGAAGAACGACGUGCCGCGCGAGGUGCUCAAGGGCAUCAGCUGCUCGUUCCCGUCUGGGAGGCUCUCCGCCAUGAUGGGCGCCAGUGGCUCUGGCAAGACCUCGCUGCUGACGCUGAUGCGGGGCCUGUCGUCCCCCGGCUCCGAGCUCCGCGGCGGCAUCUUCUGCAACGGCAGGCCGGUGUCGAUCGACCUCAUGCGCAGCAUCAGCAGCGUCGUGCCCCAGGAGGACGUCUUCCUCAGCGCGCUCACAGUGCGGGAGACCCUGGCCUACGCGGCCCAGCUGAGGCUGCCGCCUGGGUGCAAGAAGGCGGACUGGGACGCGAGGGUCGAGCACAUCCUGGCGCUGCUGAAGCUCGGGCCUUGCGCCGAGGCGAUGGUCGGGGACGACAGGCUGGGCAUCCGCGGCAUCUCCGGGGGCGAGCGGCGCCGACUCAGCAUCGGCACGGCGGUGAUCGGGGGGCUGCCGCAGCUGCUGCUCUGUGACGAGCCCACCAGCGGCCUCGACUCUGCCGCCGCGCACGGCAUCGUGGCGUUCCUGAAGUCGUUGGCGGACCGCGGGGUGACCGUGCUGUGCGCAAUCCUAGCCGUCGUACCCGAUCUUUUGCCAGUUCAGCCACCUGCUCCUGCUGCAGGCGGGGGAGGCCGUCUACAGCGGCAGGCUGGGCGACGUGGAGCAGCACUUCGCCGGCCACGGGGCGCCGACGCCGGAGAAGACCAACCCGGCGCACCACUACAUCCAUCUCCGAGAUCCAGGAGCGCGGCGGCGAGUGGGCGGAGCGCUGGCGGGGCUCGGCGCCACGGCUGCCAGCCCUGCCCCCGUCCUCGGACCUCCCGCGCGGCCAGACGCCCCGGGGCGGGAAGAGCAGCCUGA
Molecule: messenger RNA, 981 nt
Organism: Prorocentrum cordatum
Lineage: Eukaryota; Dinophyceae; Prorocentrales; Prorocentraceae
Source: the annotation of a GenBank genome assembly